AUGUCGGAUGAUGCUGGAUUCUUCAAAAGGACGUCGGAGGCCGUCGCCAAUGCCGGCGCCUCCAUUGCUGGCGCCGUUUCAGGCUCCCUCUCAUUAGGCGCCUCCGCCAGCCAUAAGAAAACGACCACGACAAAAACAAAGACUACGAUCCCAGUAGACCAACAACAGUACAACAUUGCAAGUGGAGGAGCAGGACAGCCGCCCCAAGGACGCAUUACCAAUGGAGGAGUGGGAGAGCAGAAGAGGGUUACGCAAAAAGAGGCCGAUGCGCUGUACGCGGAGCGCAUGGAGGACGAGUAUGCAAAGAGAGAGGGCGGUGCUUGA
Molecule: messenger RNA, 324 nt
Organism: Cladophialophora psammophila CBS 110553
Lineage: Eukaryota; Fungi; Ascomycota; Eurotiomycetes; Chaetothyriales; Herpotrichiellaceae
Exons: 1
Coding region: 1-324 (107 amino acids)
Source: RefSeq, a predicted model, not a curated record